This is a messenger RNA of Leptosomus discolor (cuckoo roller), 2248 nucleotides long. NCBI's taxonomy places the organism in Eukaryota, Metazoa, Chordata, Aves, Leptosomiformes, Leptosomidae. The record is from RefSeq and is a predicted model, not a curated record.
AUGGCAUGGGUGAAAUUCUUAAGAAAACCUGGGGGUAACCUUGGAAAAGUUUAUCAGCCUGGAAGUAUACUGUCCUUGGCCCCAACAAAAGGCUUAUUAAAUGAACCAGGACAAAACAGCUGCUUCCUUAAUAGUGCUGUUCAGGUAUUAUGGCAACUUGACAUAUUUCGACGAAGUUUAAGAGGUUUAACUGGACAUGUGUGUCAGGGAGAUGCGUGCAUAUUUUGUGCUUUAAAGGCAAUAUUUUCACAAUUCCAACACAGUCGAGAAAAAGCACUCCCGUCAGAUAAUAUGAGACAUGCCCUGGCAGAAAGUUUUAAGGACGAACAGCGUUUCCAGCUUGGAUUCAUGGAUGAUGCAGCAGAAUGCUUUGAAAAUAUCCUUGAGAGGAUUCAUUUUCACUUAGUGCCAAACAGUGAAACAGAUAUGUGCACUUCAAAAUCCUGUAUUUCUCAUCAGAAGUUUGCUAUGACGCUGUAUGAACAGUGUGUGUGUCGCAGUUGUGGAGCAUCAUCAGACCCAUUGCCUUUUACGGAAUUUGUGCGUUAUAUUUCUACCACAGCCCUGUGUAAUGAAGUAGAAAGAAUGAUGGAGAGGCAUGAACGACUUAAGCCGGAAAUGUUUGCAGAAUUGCUGCAGGCAGCAAAUACUGCUGAUGACUACAGAAAGUGUCCUAGUAACUGUGGUCAAAAAAUAAAAAUUCGUCGUGUUCUUAUGAAUUGUCCAGAGAUUGUCACAAUUGGUUUAGUCUGGGAUUCAGAACACUCUGACCUGACGGAAGAGGUUAUGCGGAAUCUGGCAACACAACUUUAUCUUCCUGGGCUGUUUUAUAGGGUUACAGAUGAAAAUGCCAAAAAUAGUGAACUUUUUCUUGUGGGAAUGAUUUGCUACACAAGCCGACAUUACUGUGCCUUUGCCUUUCACACCAAGAGUUGCAAAUGGGUGCUGUUUGAUGAUGCUAAUGUAAAAGAGAUUGGAACAAAAUGGAAAGAUGUGGUCUCCAGGUGCAUUCGAUGUCACUUUCAGCCAUUGUUGCUAUUUUAUGCCAACCCAGAUGGCACAGCUGUUUCUCCAGAAGAUGCUCCGAAGCAGAUUAUUCACUGGUCUCAAUGCAAAGCAGCAGCAGGAGGAAAUGGGGAAGACUUAGGAUUUGAAAGGCAUUCUGCUCCUAAAUCAGACCAUACGAAAGAGAAUGGAAUUGGAGACCCCACUAAUCAAAGGAGUAAUAAAAAACUUCAGCCAGAUAAUUCAGCAUUCAGUAGAAGCCAUGUUCAGGCUAGUGGUGGUAGAGGUCCAGCUAAGUUAGGUUUCAGCGAUCAAAAGGACAGGCUAAAGGACAUAUCCAGAGAGUGUGCUCAAAAAGCUGCUGAUAUGAAAAACUUCUCAUCUUUACGAAAAGAUGCAGACAGAGGACCAAGAAAAGAGUCUGGGAGACAAAGAGAUUUGAUUGGGGAAGAUCGUUCCAAUGUGAAGUCGGGGUCUCCUCCAGUUGGAAAUGGAUUUAGACACUGUGCUGAUCAGCGCAUAUACAGCAGCCAGGGAAGAGGCUCCUAUAAGCAUGACAGUGCACCUCACCAAGCAAAGCUUUCUGUACAGGUGCUUGGAUCAAAUAAACCAGAAGCUUUUCCUGCUGGGGAGAAACCAAUGAUCAGGACCCGGACAGAUGGUAUCGCUGGUUACGAUACAGACACCAGUCAAGACUCUAGGGACAAAGGAAGCAUCAGCGGCAGCAGGAGCAGAAGUAAAGGUUGGAAACCUAUGCGAGAGACACUAAAUGUAGACAGCAUUUUCAGUGAGACUGAGAAGAAACAGCAUAGCCCAAAGCACAAGGCAAACCUGAACAGUAAAUCUAAGCAUGAAAAGGAGCGAAGCUUUAACCAUUGGCCAAAAGAGAACCAAAUCCAGAAAGGUUUAAUGACUAUAUACGAAGAUGAAACCAAACAGGAUACGGGAAGUCGAAGUUCACUGGAUUCGGAGGGAAAAGGGAACGCUGAAAAAAGCAAAGGAUUUACAGAGAGAAAAAUCCAUGGUGAUAACUGGCAAAUUCAGAGGACAGAAUCUGGAUAUGAAAGCAGUGAUCAUAUCAGCAAUGGAUCUGCAAAUCCGGACUCGCCUGUUAUUGAAGGAAGCAAUCCAGCAGAUGUCAAGAACGUUAAAGAAAGUGCUUCCUGCAGCGAACAGAACUUUUCAACCAAAAAAGCUGACACUGUCUUACCUUCAGUAUCUCAGCAGAACAGAAACUUUUAUG